Molecule: messenger RNA, 471 nt
Organism: Symbiodinium pilosum
Lineage: Eukaryota; Dinophyceae; Suessiales; Symbiodiniaceae
Source: the annotation of a GenBank genome assembly
AUGGAACUUCUUGCGCCCAUCAUUGAAAAGUGCACCAAUAUCGCAGUCUCUGGCACACUGGAGCAGCGCGUAAGUGUGGGGGUAGCAGUGCUGACCCUGGCGUCCGGCUUGGCGCACUUUCUCCAGGGGAUCAUAGCCCCCAAGUCUUGCGCCCAGAUGUGCCUAGAGCCCUGGUUCAUGACAGCUGCGGGGCUUUGGAUGACGGGCUCCGGCCUCGUUUUCCUGCAUGAUGAGCAGCUGGGCUUCCCCUUCAUGGCUUCGGCCAUGGGUGGUGCGGCUGCCACCGCGCUUCUCAGCCCCAUGAAGCCAGGAGUAGUCUUUUCCUUAGGCAGCCUGGCGGCACAGGCCUACACCACCAAGCUGCCCCAGGACUCCUCAUACUUCGGGCUGACCGUGGGCAUGUUCACUUUUGGGAUCUUGGGCAGGGUGCUACUGAACCAUAGUGGCAGUUCGGCGGCCAAGGAGGACUGA